Castor canadensis (American beaver) is the source of this 3056-nucleotide messenger RNA. RefSeq names its product proline rich 33 (gene Prr33). The record is from RefSeq and is a predicted model, not a curated record. Lineage: Eukaryota; Metazoa; Chordata; Mammalia; Rodentia; Castoridae.
UGGCUGCCUGCUUUGGGAGCCCUGGCCUGUUGGCAGGUAUUCUGCAGUGAGGUCAGAGGGACAGCGCAGGUCUUAUUCUGGGUAACAGCCACCUCCUCCUCAGGGCACCAGCCCCAAGGUACAAUAGGACAGCAUAGAGUGGGCACCACUGGGCAGGCUGCUGUCAGCCACCAAGGACCUGAAGCAGGAUGCUCAUCUCAGGCACCUCAAUACCCCUGAUGGCAGGCGGCCUGGGCACCAAGGGGCCCCCUGGGCCCCCUCCACCUCUGUUGCCCAAGCCAGGAAAAGACAACCUACGGCUGCAAAAGCUUCUGAGGAAAGCUGCCCAGAAGAAGAUGGCAGGGGCUGCCCCUGCCCCACCAGGGGCCUUCCGCACCUCCCUCUCCCCAGUGAGUGAGGCCAGCCAUGACCUGGAGACUGCAGCCCCGCGUGCCACCGAGGUCCCGUGUUCUGCCAAGGCCCCAUGCGUGGCAGCCCCCCUGCCCUGUUCCUUGCCUACUCCAGUCAUCCACCACGUGGCUUCGCCUCUGCAGAGGUCCACGUUUUCCUUCAGCCUCACUCAACGCAGGGCCCUAGCUGCUCACUUCAAGGUACCUUCAAGCCUGGAAGCCCUGGACUCAGAACCUGUCCGGGCCCCCAGUGGCUUCGCUCCUGUAUCAGUCCCUGCAGCAAGGAGCACCCAUAUCACCCAAGUGCAUAUCCAACUAGCACCAUCCCCACAUGCUGGGACUCCUGAGCCUCCCAGGAUGGCCCUGCCUGGCAGCCCGAGCAACCAGGAUGGAGACACAAGCCCACGUACCCCCAGUACCCAGCCCCUGAUCCCAGUGGUCCACAUUCGCCCCCUGCCGACUGGGGCCCAGGUAGCCAGUCCUGGGCCCGAGGAGACCCCCAAAGCAAGGCUGCUACCUAGCUUCCAGACCUCAGUGUCCAAAGAGGCUGGCAUCAGGGUGGUGGUGCCUAUAGCUCCCACCUACCGCUCACCCAGACCCUCGCCUUACAGCCCAGCCCCUAUGGUUCCCGAAACUGAGCGCCUGGAGGAGCCACUCCGGGCCGGCCCUGCCUCGGAGGUUGAACGUGUCUCCAGCUCCCUGGGAUCCUCACUCCCCGCUCCACCCUUGGGCUCCCACACUUGCCCUGCCCCCAAAGUCGCACCCAAGCCCCAGGUCAGCGGCUGGACACGCCUCAAGAAGCAGCUGAUGGAAGAGGCUGAGCAGCCCCCAUUCCCUGGGCCAGAGCUGAGCCUGGAGCCCACACAGACAGAGGGGUCCACCCUGGCCAGGCCCCAGCCUCCUGCCUCCCGGGCCUCCAGAAUGUGGAAUGCAGUACUACACCGCAUGUCAGUGGCUGAAUCCCAUGACUGCCCAGUGGGCCGCAGAGAUGGGGAGCAUCCCCUGGCCAGCCUUGGCCGCCUGCCUUUCCUGUACCGGCCUCGCUUCAAUGCCCGAAAGCUGCAGGAGGCCGCCCGGCCCCCUCCCACACUCCACUCCAUCCUAGAGCUGAGCCCCCAGCCCAAGAACUUCAACCGGACAGCAGCUGGCUGGAGGCUCCAGUGAAGUGGCCAGAGAGGGCCCCUAGGACCCAGGGUAAUGGGGUGGACAGAAGACAGAUUGAGGCUAGAGCAGGGAGGCCAUGACAGGCAAAAGUGCAGUGAGGUACAGGGGCAGGUGGGUGUGGAGCCAGGGCACCUGGGUGCUGAGUGGAGCCUGUUGGUUGGGGGCAGGCCAGGAGUCAGGAGCAGGAAGGAAAGUCAGAGAGGUGAAUGAAGCAGGGAGCAUGGGGAGGAUGCAUGUGGGAGGAGCAGUUGGUGGUAUGGAGAGGACGGGGACAGUCUCCAUCAAUGUACCAUGGGAGCUUGAGGAUGAUAGGACAGACACAGGUCUGCAACGUGGCCAGGUAGGGUCUCAUUGACCUGCCUGUGUCUCCUCACAGCCAGGCCGGCUGUCCCCUCUCUUUUGCUGUCAAAGCCAAGAGGACAGAUUCCAUUCUAUAGGGUGAGAACGGUGGCCAGAGAGUGGUGGCCAAGUCUGAUGGAUGGCAGAGGCUAGACCUAAGGCAGGGUAUAAAAAGGGGGCCCAGGGUAGUGGGAGCUGGCACAGGAGAGAGUGUUGAGAGGAAGGUAGGAAGGGCUGACCAGACAGGGGAAGAGGGCUAGCAUGGCCCCAUCUGCUCCUCCCAUGCUUCCUUGCCUGGGCUGCUGUCUACAGGACUUUCUGAGGAGAAAGAGUGGCAGGGGCCUGUGCUGGACAAGGCCAGGCUUCCAGGACUGGAUGAGGAGGGGCGUCCUCAGCACUGGGCUAGGAGAGGAGAAGCUGGGACCCAGGCAGGAGCGCUGAGGUGGCCUUACACUCAGCCAGACUCUGACAGGCCAGCAGCCACAAGGAGAGGGACGCAGAGGUUCUAGGAGAAACCUCCAGUCCCAGACUCAGCAUGGGGAGAAAGCAGGGGACAGGGCAGCUGCCCCACUUGGGAUAUGAUGGGUGUUUUGGAUGGAGCCUGGGACCAAGGUCACUAAUAAAUACUGUCUAACCACAGGGUGUCAUCUCUGUCUUUACCACAGGAUGGGGAGGGCAGCAGAAGCUUCCAGUUGCCCUCAGUCAGGAUAGUAGGGUCAGACUAGGUUCCAGCCCCUUUUCAGGCCCUCACCCUCAGCCUUCCAAUGUGCAAGGAGACCAUGCUCCCAGGGUUCUGCUUCUCUUCAUCUCCUCUAACACUGACCCUGCAGUGGCUGGACUGCCCCAGUUUCCCUGGCAAGCUCCACUGGGCAUAGUAGGACUCCACAGAGGGAGCGUUGAGCUUCCCACAAGUGGUGGCUGAGCCAGCCUGGCCUAGUGAGAGGGUCAGAGCUCCAGGCUGGUGUGAGGUAGGGGGACCAAGUCUGCCCAGGCCCAGGAAGACUGAGCUGGGUCUGGGAUGAAGCCAGCUUUGAGGCCAGGCCUUUGGCCUACAGGGCCUAGCUUUGCAGCCCAAGACAUGGUUGACGAGCCCUGUCUAUGCCGCCAUGUUUCCAAGACAGUGCAUCUUAUGUACAAUGUGUUGUGUUCUGGUCACUGCCCCAG